UUCAUCUAGAUUCAAUUUCAAUGUGUAUGACAUUAUCUUCAAUAUUAUAAUAAUUAUUUUUAAAUUAUGUCUAUUGAAAUAGAAUCUGCAGAUGUUAUUCGUCUAAUUCAACAAUACUUAAAGGAAUCAAAUCUUGUUAAAACAUUGCAAACAUUACAGGAAGAAACAGGUGUUUCUUUAAAUACAGUUGAUAGUGUAGAUGGAUUUGUAGCUGAUAUAAAUAAUGGACACUGGGAUACAGUACUUAAAGCCAUUCAAUCUCUUAAAUUGCCAGAUAAAAAAUUAAUUGAUUUGUAUGAACAGGUAGUCUUGGAAUUAAUUGAAUUAAGAGAACUUGGAGCUGCUAGAAGUUUAUUAAGACAGACUGAACCAAUGGUAAUGAUGAAACAACAAGAACCCGAAAGAUAUAUUCACUUAGAAAAUCUUCUUGCCCGUUCAUAUUUUGAUCCUAGAGAAGCAUAUCCAGAUGGAAGUACAAAAGAGAAAAGAAGAGCAUAUAUAGCAACAUCUUUAUCAGGAGAAGUUUCAGUAGUACCAUCUAGUAGAUUACUAGCAUUAUUAGGACAAGCUUUAAAGUGGCAGCAACAUCAAGGACUUUUACCACCUGGUACAACUAUUGAUUUGUUUCGAGGUAAAGCUGCUGUUCGUGAUCAAGAGGAUGAAAAAUAUCCGACACAAUUAUCAAAACAAAUCAAAUUUGGAACAAAAUCACAUGUUGAGUGUGCCCGUUUUUCUCCAGAUGGUCAAUAUUUAGUCACAGGAUCUGUUGAUGGUUUCAUUGAAGUGUGGAAUUUUACUACAGGUAAAAUUAGAAAAGAUUUGAAGUACCAAGCCCAAGAUAAUUUUAUGAUGAUGGAACAAGCUGUUUUAUCAAUGGCUUUUAGUCGUGACAGUGAAAUGUUAGCUGGUGGUGCACAAGAUGGAAAAAUAAAAAUUUGGAAAGUGCAAAAUGGUCAGUGUUUAAGAAAAUUUGAAAAAGCCCAUAUGAAAGGUGUUACUUGUUUACAAUUUAGUAGAGACAAUGGACAAGUACUUUCAGCAUCUUUUGAUGCUACAAUUAGAAUUCAUGGAUUAAAAUCUGGAAAAACAUUAAAGGAAUUUAGAGGACAUUCUUCAUAUGUUAAUGAAGUUAUAUUUUCUUCUGAUUCUCAUAAUAUUAUUAGUGCAUCUUCGGAUGGAACAGUGAAAGUUUGGAGUUUAAAGACUACAGAAUGCACUGGAACAUACAAAUCAUUAGGAGCUGCAGAUCUAACUGUAAAUAGUAUACAUGCAUUACCAAAAAAUCCUGAACACUUUGUAGUUUGUAAUCGCUCUAAUAGUGUUGUUAUAAUGAAUAUGCAAGGACAAAUAGUUAGAUCUUUUUCAAGUGGUAAACGAGAAGGUGGUGAUUUUGUUUGUGCAGUUGUGUCUCCCAAAGGAGAAUAUAUUUAUUGUGUUGGUGAAGAUUUUGUACUUUAUUGUUUCUCUACAACAUCUGGAAAACUAGAAAGAACGUUAAAUAUUCAUGAAAAAGAUGUUAUUGGACUCGCACAUCAUCCUCAUCAAAAUUUAUUAUGCUCAUAUAGCGAAGAUGGUCUUGUAAAACUUUGGAAGCCUUAAUUUAGAAAGACUUAACUUUUAAUUUAAGGUAUUUUAUACCAAAUGGAAUUAUAGACUAUUAGGUUUUAUUAUGAUUAUUAUAAGAAUAAUAAAUAAUUUAUAAGAC
Molecule: messenger RNA, 1705 nt
Organism: Ceratosolen solmsi marchali
Lineage: Eukaryota; Metazoa; Arthropoda; Insecta; Hymenoptera; Agaonidae
Gene: Smu1
Product: Smu1 spliceosomal factor
Exons: 8
Coding region: 67-1599 (510 amino acids)
Biological process (GO): mRNA splicing, via spliceosome
Molecular function (GO): protein binding
Source: RefSeq, a predicted model, not a curated record